UGAGAGCGCAUUCACAGGUAUGAAAAUUAGUAAAUUUAUUAGAAAUCAAGUUAAUUCUCGAUAAAUACUCUAGAAAUAAGCUGCUUGUAAAUAGAGGCUGUAUAUAUAACUAUAGAGAGUAAAGAUGAGUUUGGGUGCGCGCGCCACCAAAGGUGGUGCAAAGGCAGGCAAGGAUGGGAAGGCGCAAGAGAAAGGCAAGACAGACAAACCCCAGCCUAAGGAAAAGGUCAAACCACAGGCUACAACAGAACAACUUCGCAUGGCUCACAUGAUCGAUCGUAAGAAUGAAGAUGCGUCCGAUGUGCGGAGGAUGGUUCUGGAGCUGAUGGAGAUGACGUGUCGCACGGAGGAGGAGGUGUGCUCAGCGCUACACGACUCCGACAACGACAUGGUGGCUGCUUGCAACCUGUUGCUAGAGGACAACCAGACUAUACAGGGCGUGUGGCAGACCAGCGAGAAGAAGAAGAAAAAGCCCCCCGCCGCAGCUGGCAACGGCGAGGUCGAGCCUCCUCGCGAACACGACGCGCGCUCGCGCUCCGGACCACGACCACGUCGCGGCGAGGGCGAGGGCGGGCGUGGGCGCGGCGGUGGGCGCGGGGCCCGCGGGGCGCGCGCGGCUCGGGGUGGGCGCCGCCCCGCAGCCCCGCGCGCCCGCCCGCCGCGGCACGACCACAGCUGGGGCGCCGACGACGACACCGGUGGUACGACAGGCGAUGCAUUCCCCACAACAGAAGACUGGGACAACGAGGAGUGGUCCGGCUCGCUGUCAGACACCAAGUGUGUGCAGGUGUUCACGCCGAGUGUGACUGCGGCUGCCGCGGCGCCGGAGCCCGAGCCCGCGCUCAACGUCAACACCAGGGAGGACUGGGAGACUCCCGAAGCGAACGGGUCAGGCGAAGCCCACGUGCCGUACAGCUACCCGGCCGAGCUGCCGCACGCCACCCACGCCACACACGCCACACACGCCGCCCACGCGCCGCACACGCCGCACGCCGCGCAUACGCCGCACGCCACGCACGCCGCACACGCCACGCAUGCAGCGCACGCCACGCAGCCGCCGCAUCUCAAGCUCAUUGAGCAAAUGAGUACGGCGAACAAUCACGCGCACUCGGACGCGCCCGCGCCGCUCGACUCGUACCGCUCCACGCCGCACCACCAGCCUAUGGGUAUGUCGGGCAGCCUGUCAGCGGCGCAGUCGCAGUACCUGUCGCAGCUGGCGGCCGGCCAGUACGCCUACAGCGACCCCGCGCAGCGCAAGCCGCAGCGGGCGCGCGUGCCGCCGCCCUCCAAGAUCCCGUCGUCGGCGGUGGAGAUGCCUGGCGGCGGGGGCGAAGGCGCGAUGUUCCUCGACGUGCAGUUCGGAGCCCUGGAGCCCGACACGCUGCAGGACGCGCCGCUGCCUAAACAGCCGACGUCACAAGCGGAGACCCAACCCGUGCCAAGUAGCCACGAGACAACGACUGAAGCCCCCAGCAGUAGCUAUCCUACCACUAACAGUAUGUUAAACGAGAGUUUAUCUGUAGUGGACACAACGCCGACUAGUCAACCCGUCACCACUGAGAGCAUCGUCACGAACAGCACAACGUCAUUAGAAAAGCAACUAUCAGCGGGCAUGAAGCAGCUGUCAGUAUCGGGUGUGUCAUCCGUGUCGGGCGUGUCGUCCGUGUCGGCGGUGUCGGGCGUGUCGGAGGCCAGCGCCGCGGCGCCCGCGCAGCCGCCCGCCAGCCUGCACUACACGCAGCACCACAGGCCCAAGCAGACAGUCGGCCAGCAGCAGAACGUGUACGCUCACCACGCCGUGUCGCACCACCCGCCCGUCUACGGAGCCAAUGUGUAUGCGCCGCAGGUGAAUUCAACGAACGCGUCGCUAACGGGCGCGUCGGCGAUGUCGGCCACAGCGUAUCCUUCCAGUGUGACACUCACUCAAUACCAGCCCAUCAUCAAUUCAUACCAGCAGACGUCGUCGUCGGCGACGGUCUACGGCGGCAGCGCGCUGUACACGGCGGCGCCCUACACCGCUUACCAGCCCACGCCACAGCCCAAGCUGCAGCCCAAGGACACGCCGCAGUACGACAGUUCGGUGGCGUCAAGCAAUAACCUAACGAGUACGUCGACGACACAAACCUCCACUGCCAAAGUAGCCACGACGACAGUGACGGCGGCGGGCGGCGCGGGCGGGGCGGGCGCGGGGGGCGCGGGCGCGGGCUACGCGGCGGGCGCGCUGUACGGCGCCGCGGGCAGCGCCACGUACGCCGCCUACGACGAGGCGCAGAUCAUGCGCUCCACGCUGCCGCACCACAUGGGCGGCUACUACGAGGUGGGCUACGGCGGACGCGAGGGCACGUUCGGGCUGGGCGCGGGCGAGCGGUUCGGCCGCGCCGACGCGGCCUCCCCGCAGCAGGUGCCCGCCGCGCUGCCGCCCGGGUACGCCUACUUCUACCAGCCGCCGCCCACCACCUACCAGUACGGCGUCUACCCACAGUACGGAGGCGGGUCGAACGUGGGCGGCGUGGGCGGAGUAGGCGGCGUGUCAGGUGGCGGGGGCGGCAAGCUGUCCACAUACGCGCCCCAGCAGCCGCCCUACGAUGCACAGGACUCAUACAAACCUGGCGGCCCGUACACAGGCAACGCGAACAAGACUGGAGGCGGCGCGGCGGCGGACCUCACCAACGCCAUGUACGCCAAGACGCAUGUGGCGCUGAAUAAGGUCAAUAGCUACGAGAAGGCGACGUUCCACAGCGGCACGCCCCCGCCCUUCGGCGCCGGCUCGCACCUGUACAUCCCCGCGCCGCCCCACCACCACCCGCACCACCACGCGCCGCAGCAGCACCAGAUGGAUGCUCGGGUGAACAGUAGUCAUAGGCGGGAGAGCGGCGGCGCGGGCGCGGGCGGGCGCGCGGCGGGCAGCAAGCCGGCCGCCAGCAAGCCCGCGUACUCGCAGUCCUACUGGGCGCCCAACUAGAAGCAGGCACCCAACACACAGUCGCUAGACACAUGUACAUAGUAAAUGGCUCUACGCGCCCUCAGCCAGUCAAUUGCCGCCAGCCGGCGCUCGGCCCGCGUCCCUCGGCGGGCGUAAUGUUAUGUACAGCCACGCUCUCAACCAACACACUACUACGCUCUGCAUAACUAUACGCGACCAGACAGACAGUUGUCUACACAAUAUUUCCCAUUUGGGCGAACACUAAUUUAACCUUAAUUUGGCAGCUCUUAAACUAGUCCCGUCCUUCACUUACAAUAAGUGCAAGACAGAGAUAGAGCUAGUUUUAUUUCUGUCAAAUUAAGUUAAAGCUGCCCGAAUCGACGCCAAUAGUAACUUUUUCAAAUAUAAACUAAGCGCCCUAAGUGACGUGACUCCAGUAUUAUAAUUAAGGUUUUGAUACCUAAAGGGCGGACGCCCAGAGCUUAAUUUUGCAAUGUUUUUUUUUCCACGAAACGAACACGCCAACUGUCAUGUCUCCCGCCAACCAAUCAGCUGUUCGAUCCAAAUAUUCGAGACGCCAUUUUGUUUAACAAUAAUGACGUAAAAUGGCGUGUUUUUGUAGACGACAUAUUGUGUUUCAACGCUGAAAUUCGCUAUAAACUAUCCGUAUAUAUAAGUUUGUUAACAGUUUUGGCUGUGUAGCAUUAUUUACGUCUAAAACUACACACCGUUAAAAUAUUAUCACAUUUAUGUUUGCUCAAUCCGACUAAUAUCAGAACAUUUGACUGACAAAGUCAGAGAGAUAGCAAGACACAAUAUACAAAAUGUGAUAAAAUUUUAUUAUAUUGAAAUUUGUGAUCGAAUGGUUGCUUGAGACCGCCGAAAUUGGACAAUUCCAGACAAAAACCGACCCUAACCGACAAUAUAACUCUUUUUAAGUCGGUCGGUUGUCAUAAAGGGACGUAGGGUAUAUUUAUGUAUACUGAAUGUUAAUUAGUCGGGAAGCGUCGAAUACUGCAAUGUAACUUAAGUAUUGAGAUCUGCUAAAGGAUUAUUCCAAAUCUCAUAAAAUUUCCUAUUUGUAUGUGCUCAAAUUGGCGGGGCUCAAAAUUUAAGUAAUAUUAUUGUAUUCCAUUGUAAUUCUCAUGAAUAACUUUGGUCGUACAAAGUUUGGAAAUUCGGGAAAAACGACAUUAGACUGUAUUAUAGUGUUGGUAUAGAAAAUUGAAACUUUUUCGCGAAUUUACAAAUGUAUAACUAAAGUUGUUUCCCGGAAGGUUCCAUACUCCGACUAGCAUUGUAUACAUUACUACUAUAUAAAACUUAUAAAACAGACAAGUCUCCUUGUGUACCUAUUUUAAUUACUGAUUUAUUGUAAAAUAAAAUGAAGGAAAUUGAAUGGAAACUGUUAAUAAUGUUUUUUUUUUUAAAUUCUAGUGUAUUUUGUAUUGGCGCCGAGCCGGGGCGGGUAUAAUUUAAUGCCAAUGUAUAAUUCGGCUUAAAUCAUAGUGAAUCGAGAUUAAGCGUAGUUAUAAUGCGAUGCGUACGGUUGUUAUACCGAGUCGCCCCGCGGCCGGCGCCGCCUCACGUACGAUAAGUCCGCUCCGAUAGUUUAAAAAAUUAACUGUAGUGCUAUGUAUAUCUGUUUUAUAUAUAAUAAAGACGUCACCGCGUCUAGUAUGUAUAUGUAAGCGUUUGGUACGCUAUGCGCGCCGAAUUUUUUUGUAUUUAGUUGACAAACAGACUUUGUAAUUACAUUAUUAUUAUUAUUGAGAAUGUGUUAGGGCGAUAAUCGUAAUGUAACACUACCGUAUAGUCGAGGUCUUUUUUUAUGUGAAAGAAUGCAGUGAUCUCGUGGACUCCUGAACGUAUGAGGGAAUUACACAUAUUGGAACUUG
Molecule: messenger RNA, 4821 nt
Organism: Pectinophora gossypiella (pink bollworm)
Lineage: Eukaryota; Metazoa; Arthropoda; Insecta; Lepidoptera; Gelechiidae
Gene: lig
Product: protein lingerer-like
Exons: 27
Coding region: 125-2962 (945 amino acids)
Cellular component (GO): nucleus; cytoplasm
Molecular function (GO): protein binding
Source: RefSeq, a predicted model, not a curated record